Messenger RNA from Gasterosteus aculeatus aculeatus (three-spined stickleback), 3004 nucleotides. RefSeq names its product BCL2 associated agonist of cell death b (gene badb). Gene Ontology annotation, biological process: apoptotic process. The record is from RefSeq and is a predicted model, not a curated record. NCBI's taxonomy places the organism in Eukaryota, Metazoa, Chordata, Actinopteri, Perciformes, Gasterosteidae.
ACGUCAGCGCGCAGCGGCGACGCUUCAACGUGCGGCGAUUGGGCGAGCCGAGCGCUAAACCGCACAUUACACCCCCCAAAAAAGACGCCGACAACAACAAAAAACAACAGCUGCGGCCACAUGAGGCCGACUAAGAACACACGCGCACCGUCGGGGCUCAAGCUAUAAAGACUUCGAUGUCACGAUGGCUGCACAUUUCACCAUUUCCGACAGCGAGUCAGAGCCCUCGGAUGGGGUAGAGGAAAGAGAAGAUGGCCAGUUAUCAUCGGGGCAAGAGCAGCAGCGUCUUCAACGUCACACCCUCACCUUACCUGAGCUCAGAUUGUCAGUGCCCGGUCGAAACAGGGGGAACUCCGAGUCCCAAGCUUCCACUGCCUCCAGAGAAGAGGAGCUGUGGCUAGACGAGACCGGGACGCCCACUGAGGGGGCUCCAUUCCGGGUACGUUCCAAGUCGGCUCCCCCGGCUCUGUGGGCAGCCAAGAAAUACGGACGGCAGCUCCGAAGGAUGAGCGACGAGUUCGACAGCCUGCUGGACAAAGGGGAAAUGAGGAGGGUAAAGAGCGCCGGGACGACCAAACAGAUGCAGCACUCCAAGAGCUGGUGGAGUUCCCUCUUUAGUCACCAGGAGAUGGAGGGAGAGAACAACCACCAUGAAAGCCACACUCACCGCACUGAAUAGGCACCGGGGGAGGAAUUGAGAGUGGCGACGGGUGGGUUCGAGGAAUCGAUGGCAGGGAGAGGAAAGCAGCAGUGGGGAGGGGUGGGGUGUGGGGGGCAAGAGAACAAUUGUGAUGAUGAGAACAAAAAAACCUGCUCUGGGAGACGAUGGAUGAAAGGUUGGUUAGAAGGAGGAAAAUCCCCAAACACAGAGGCAUGGCUAAGUGUCCCGUCCUGGUCAUGUCACUUUAUUACGGCAUUGGUACCGGCAGCGAAAUAAGACUUUUUUUUCUUUCUUUUUUUUUGUAUUUGUGUUGGUUGUGAUGUGACGUGCACUGCGAAAUGUUAACGGUCAGCGGCAAUCUGACACCCCGUAGGAUGGAUGCAUUGAGAGACCAGAGAUGAUCUCUUGAACACGGAGAAAGACAUAAGUGGAUUUGAGCACUCACCACUUCAGUUAUCUCUCCCAUCAGCACUAUGCAAUAUACUGUAGAUGGGGGGGAUACAUGCACUGAAAUCAGAACCCCCUACUUUUAACCCCCCCCCCCCAGGAUGCUUUUGGAAUUUCCUUCCCUGUUGUCUCGAGGAAACCAGCAAUGACAGAGUGAUAGUGAUGCUUGUUAGGCUUCGCUCCCUUUGUUAGUGCUUAAAUACAACUGAGGCCACUUCCCCUGCAGACGACAGAGGGAAGAGUAUAAAAGGGAAGGAUUUUUUAAAGUAUACAACUUUGGGGGCCAUUAUCCCGCUUCCUGUUCUACUACCUGCAAGCCAGUACCAUUUACGCAAACUGUACUUGACUAUCAUUAACUGCUUUAUAUCUCAAAUUUAUAGAAGAACAAUCUCGUACGAGGACAAUCUCCGUUGAUGCAGAAAUACUAUCUUUUGUAUAACUUCAGGGCUAGAUUAUAUCUAGAUAAAAUGACAUUAAGCAUAAAUAUAAAAGCACAAACCAAUAUGAAUCUAUCUUUGUAAAGCCUCGGAUGAGCCUAAAAAACAGACGUGGGACGUUUAAUAAGUUUGGUGAACCUAGCAAUAGGCAGUGUACAAUCCAUGGCUGUGAUGAUCAAUGUUAUGUGCGUAUUUUACGUUGUGGGUGGGGAAGAGUUAACUGCUUGACCACUAGCCAACACGCCGGCCUUUGGUCCAAUUUAUUCAGUACCCAGUGCAUAUAGAGGAGGGAUUUAUAGAGUGGACGCCACAUUUAAGCGCAGGCGGGGGGGGGUGUCAACUUGAUGAAUCAGUUGCCGGUCUGGUUUAUGAAAUGAUUGAAUACAAGUUGCUGCAUCUGAUCUGCACUGGAAUGAGAACAAAGUGAGGAUCACCAUCUAAGCGGAGUGCUGAUCUCAGGUAACAUUUGAUUUUAAUGUAUUAUAUUCAGGCUUUUAAGGACUACACGGCACAUACUACAAACAAUAUGACAUUUGUCGGUGUUGUUAUUCCUAUUAAUGAUUAUAAACAGCGAUCAGCACCUCCAACCGGCUUGGUAAAUACGAUGAGGCUAUUUGUGACUUGUUUCUCGAUGUGUGAUUAUUGAACAUGGUAAUAGGUGUCUUACUCACUUGAGUUGUGUAGUGCUCGGGUGGGCAGGUUAAGGGCGCUGCAUUUGAUUUGUCUUAAGAACCUUUCCCCACCUUUUUUUUUGAAAGACUUUCCUUCGCUUUGAAAAGCAACAUUUUUCAUUUUUAUCAGAAUUCCAGACAAUCCAAAUGUCAACUCCUUUCUAUCACCCGAGUCUAACGACAUUUUUAUGAGUAUCUGGUCAAUUUAGACUUACUAAGAUCUGUGUCUGCGCUGUGACACAAGCAGUGCAGUUUAAUCCGCUGGGCGAGAGCACGUGCGCGGUGUCGAAUAUGAAUAAGAGUUUAAUAUUGUGUUGAACUGCCUUGAACAUGCUGUAACUUGUGAUGUGAAGCCGCAUAACCGGCCUUGUCCGUUUCCCAAAAUACCGCCUUAAACUUUUACAGCUCACUGUCAAAUAUUGCGCUCGACAAAAAAAAAAAAAAAGAGGGCACAGUGAUGUGCGUUUGCUGUCACAACUGUGAGAAACAUAUUAUGAUAGUGAGUGCUGGGAAGGCAGAGUUUCAGAAGAAGUCAUGUUGUAAUUUGGGCAUUGAAAACGUGGCGGUGAACACACCCCGCGGGGAAAACCUGCCCGAGCACCUGGAGUCUUGCAACCAUCCUUGGUAUUACUUGAAUCUACAGAUGUGUGAGGAGAAAUUUGCAUUACAAUGUUUCUUACUUUUUGGGGGGAUUUCUUCACAUUUUUUUUAAUGACCUUUUGUAAAUUUUAUCUACAGCUUUGAAACUUCUGGUAUAUACUGUUCUGAAUAAAUCAUUUUAAGAGUGA